Salvelinus fontinalis (brook trout) is the source of this 4008-nucleotide messenger RNA. Its product is annotated as beta-1,3-galactosyl-O-glycosyl-glycoprotein beta-1,6-N-acetylglucosaminyltransferase 4-like. The transcript has 6 exons. Gene Ontology annotation, cellular component: membrane. Gene Ontology annotation, molecular function: acetylglucosaminyltransferase activity. The coding region runs from base 2443 to 3744 and encodes 433 amino acids. The record is from RefSeq and is a predicted model, not a curated record. NCBI's taxonomy places the organism in Eukaryota, Metazoa, Chordata, Actinopteri, Salmoniformes, Salmonidae.
UUAGCUUUGAAAUGAGUACUGGUCUAUUUCCCUGCUGUGUUUAUUUAAAUAUUGGGCUGUCAGACUCCACCCCACAGUUUAGGAACACAGUAUAUCUUGUUCCGUGACAGGACGGUACAUUAAAGGACCUUUUUCCACGAGUGUGUGUCUGCACAUACGCGCGUUGUUGCGCGUGGCACAGAACUGUUACAUGAACACGAUACCCCCGUAUGAAUAUGUCUUAAUGCAUGUUUGUAAUCACACAGCUAUUAUAGAUCAUAUUACUGUAGAGAGAGAGAGCGAGAGAGACCAUAAUGCCUGUAUGUUAUCACACAGCUAAUAGUCAUUUAUCAUUGUUUUAUUGUCUUGUCUUCUCUCAGCAGAAUGAAAAUAAGAUGUCUCACGCAGCUAAUAGUCAUUUAUGUCAUGUUGUUGCCCCCUCGCUACAGACUGAAGACUAUACGCUUAAAGAUGCACUGUGUAGAAAUCUCUCCGGCAUUUCCUGGUUGCUAAAAUUCUAAUAGUUUGCCUAAUUUCAGUUUGUAACAUAAUACAUAAGUAUAGUAUAGAGAAUCAUUGUACCAUCUAAACUGCUGUGAAAUAUAUAUUUAAAUAACAAAAAAUAUUGUAUUUUCAGCUGUUUGAAACUGAUGUACAAAAACGAAAGUAAAAGAUGCUAAAAUAAAACUAAAGAACAGAAACAUAAAACUGGUGCACAUAGAAUUGAUCUACCGCUUCUUAGACUUGCUUUCGAUGACAGAUCUAUAAGUCAUAUUUCUACGUGAAUUUGGUAGGUCGCCCAAUUAGUUACAUAUUGCCUCUUAAAAGAGUAACUUUCAUAAUUUACAUUUUUUAUUUUAUUGAAAAACAGAUGUUUAAGGCAUAGUUAUAGUGAAACACCUCAAUUCUGAUCUUUAUUUUGACAGUUCAUUGCAAAACUGAUACAUUUUGGUCUUGAGUAGUAAAUCUAGCUCUUGUUGCCUGUAGCGCAGCACUUCCCAAACUAGGGGUUGCGGCCCCAUGUGGGGUCAGCUGAUAUGAAAAUGGGGUGGCGGGAGAAUUUCUAAAAUCCUGGUAAAAAAAUAUAAUACAAAAUAAAAUAUUAUUAGAUCGUCUGUCUCUCAAAAUCAUUGUAAUGAGAUUAACCUUAAAAAUCUAAAUGGCCACACUUGACCUUUCAACUUGAAUCAUUCCUAUAGUAAAUGGCUAAGCCGCUACGGUAUGAGACUUAAUAUUACAGGCCACCAUUCAUAUGGUAAAAAUAAUGUGUGGGGAGGCAGAGGCACAGAAACUCACAUAAAUACAUUUGUCAGAUAACAGUGUGAAACUAAGAAUGUAUGCUAUAGUUAGCGUUCAACAGGAAACUGACUGAUGACUCAACCCUCCUUAUGCUCUCCAAAUGGACGUUAGCUGUGAGGGCCGAGAUACCAAUGCAUUGACUUUAGUUCGCUACUUGUCGGGGGAUGCUAUUCAUGAGGACAUAUUGUUCUGCCUCACGAUUACCGAGCGUGAAACGGUACGGGAUGUUCAGUGUGCUGCGUUGUUAUAUUGACGAAAAUAUUCAUGGGAUCGAAUGGUGGGCUUUUGCACAGAUGAGGCUCGAUCGAUCAUAGGACGGCAGGCAGGCCUCUGCGCUCUAGUUAUGCAUGUGUGUCCCUCUGCCAUAUGGACACAUUGUAUGACACACCCACUGAGCUAUAAUGGUUUCACCGAGAGCAACUGGCGGCAAAAGAGCUGAGCGCAGAACUCGGAGAUAUGCUGCAGGUAACUUCGACUGUAAACUUGAUCGCAAAACUGUGGAGAGAUAUCGGAUCAGAGCAUGACUGUUCUAUUUCACUUGGCUUGGUGGUUAUCGAGGUGAAGUGUUUAAAUCUUUUUUGAAUUGAGAGGAACUGUGGUCAUUCACAAUGGAUGUAAAAAAAUAUAUAUAUAUAUUUAAAAAAACAAGACUUGACUUUUUGUGUAAUGAAAAUAAAAUGUGUCUCCUUGCCUACGUAACAGACAUAUUUUGUGAAACUGAACGCAAGCAUGCAGGGGAAAUACAAAACAAUUCUACAGAUGAGUGACGGAAUCAGCGAAAUCCGUUUGACUGUGAUCCUGGCUCAGUUGACAUCCCGGUAAGUGGAAUCGAACAGCUGGUCGAGCUGUCACGUGGCCGAAUGCUUCAGACCAUGCAUUCACGGGUCACUAUGGAGGAAAUUCGGUUCCUGACUCAUAGGGAAUAACGUGCCGUCUCCCUCUGAGCAUUACAAGGAAUGGUACGCUGAUUUAGUGCUGUCUGCAUUAAAAACAAAUAUCGAUCCAGUUUGGAUGUGACAGGAGAGAUGAGAUUCUCACUGUCGACCACGCCCCCUGACUUUGUGAACCUCCGUCGCAACAUCCAUCAAGCCCCCAUUUCAUUAGUGAUGGUGAAAUAACAUUUUCAAUUGACUCUCGUAGCCCCACGUGAAACGUAUAUGAUGAAUGAAAAUAAGAUGUGCCCUGUUCCAUAAAUUGACACAGAGGUGCUUCCUGUUGUCCCUGGCCCUGCUGCUGCUGUGUCUGCUGAAGCUGUUCUAUGCUAAAGUAACUCUGAGGAACAGUUUCUACAUCGAGCCCUAUGGAAUCACAGACCGCUCCUCACAGAACCCCAAACACCAGUACAACAUCAACUGCACUGCCAUCUACCAACUGGACCCUGUGGAGGUAGGGAAGUCAUUGGAGAUCAGACGCAAAGUCAUUGUGGACUUGGAGGAUGACCGCCUCGUGUCUUUAACCUCAGACUGUGAGAGGUACAUCGAGACGAGAGGAUAUGACGUCAUCCCAGUGUCGGAAGAGGAGCGGGGGUUCCCGCUGGCGUACUCCUUGGUGGUGCAUAAGAACGCUGCCAUGGUCGAGAGGAUCUUCAGGGCCACCUAUGCCCCUCACAACCUCUACUGCAUUCACUAUGACCAGAAGUCCUCUCAGAGCUUCAUAGCAGCCAUGAGGAACUUGGCUCACUGCUUCCCCAACCUCUUCCUAGCCUCCAAGCUGGAGUCAGUGCAGUACGCCCACAUCACACGGCUUAACGCCGACCUCAACUGCCUCAACGACCUGUUAGAAAGGUCAGAGGUCAAGUGGAAGUAUGUCAUCAACCUCUGCGGCCAGGACUUCCCCCUCAGGUCGAACGGUGAACUGGUGUCGGAGCUGCAGGCGCUGAAAGGUGCCAACAUGCUGGAGACCUCCCGUCCCAGCGAGCUGAAGAAACAGCGCUUCCGUUUCCAGCACCAGCUGAAGGAUGUGCCCUACGAGUACCGCCGCUUACCCGUCCGAACCACCCAGGCCAAGGCGCCGCCUCCACACGGCAUUGAGAUGUUCAUCGGCAGCGCCUACUUCGUCUUGUCCCGUGACUUUGUCCAUUACGUCGAAACCAGCCGGGUGGCGAGGGACUUCCUGGAAUGGUCAGCUGACACUUACUCUCCGGAUGAACACUUCUGGGCGACGUUGACGAGAAUCCCCGGUGUACCGGGAGAGAUCUCCCGGUCUGCCCCAGAUGUAACAGACUUGAAGAGUAAGACACGUCUGGUGAAAUGGAAUUAUCUGGAAGGGUCUCUGUACCCUCCCUGCACUGGGACUCACAUGAGGAGUGUCUGUAUAUAUGGGGCUGCAGAGCUGCGAUGGUUGCUAAACUAUGGCCACUGGUUCGCUAACAAGUUUGACCCCAAAGUUGACCCGGUGCUUAUCAAGUGCUUGGAGGAGAAAUUGGAUGAGAAACGUAGGCAAUGGGAAAACACGGUGCAGAAUUGAAAAGGAAAAACUACUGUAAAUGAAAUGGGAGAAUCAGUUCAUUUGUUGGUUUAUAUGGAAGAUAUACCCAGCCUGCAGAUGAGGUACUUUGUUCCUCUAUCAACUAACUGCAAGGAAUAAGUCAAAUUCUGCAGUAGCCUUACAAAAAAUAACUUUUUAUGUCUAUUGAAUACGAGUUCAAACUAGUUGAAUCCCCCCUGAAAAUGAAGUGUUGAAGUUUAAUUGAACUGUUCGAAUAAAAGGCGUCGCCCAACUGUUCUUUAA